Cladocopium goreaui is the source of this 826-nucleotide messenger RNA. Lineage: Eukaryota; Dinophyceae; Suessiales; Symbiodiniaceae. The record is from the annotation of a GenBank genome assembly.
UUGGUACCGCUUAGUGUGUGUUCUCUUGGCACCUUUGCCACAUGGCGACUCUCCAACGCUUGAGGCUACCCAUUGCUGGUUUGAAGCGCUUGUGGACCAUUGAAAGGCGCACCAUUGCGGUCAUUGCCGAACAGUACGAGACAAAUGACUCCCCGCUGGCUGCCGCUAUAUUCAAGGUGAAGGGAGUCAAUGAAGUUCUGCUUGCAGCCAAACAUGUCACAGUCACAAAAACACCAGCUUCUGACUGGAACCUUUUGCAACCCAACUUGGAGUUGGUCAUCAGCCAGUUCUAUGCUGCUGGUCUGGAGGCGCUUCGGGACGGAGUUGGAAAUGCCCGAGCCAAUGAUGCCCACGCAGAAUUAGAUCCUGACAGUGUCGAGGGACGGAUUUUUCAUUUGCUGGAAGAACGAGUUAGACCAUUUGUGCAGCAGGAUGGCGGAGAUGUGCAAUUUGAUCGUUUCGACAAUACUUCAGGGAUCUUAUACUUGAGGAUGAUCGGUGCUUGUUCUGGGUGUCCAAAAUCGAGCGUCACCCUCAAUAUGGGCAUCAGAAACCUCAUGGAGCACUACAUUCCGGAGGUCAAAGAUGUUAUGCCAGCCGAUGAGGAGUAAGGACACUUCAAGAGUUUGUCUUGCGCAGAGGAAGAUGCCAAAUGAUGCCGGAUGAUGCCGGCGUGUUGCAAGUUCGAGGCUAAAGGCCCUUUUGGAUCGCAGACUCGAAGCCUUGGAACUUACCGACCAGAAGUUGCUGAAGUGAUCCCAUAUUCAAAACAUAGAAUUGGCCUGCGGACUCGUAGACAAUGUCAGGCGGGUAGAAGUGAAGCAGU